ACGCCAACAAAAUGGCUUCUAACUCCACACUCUUAGCCUUCCUCUGCUUGGUGGGUUUGAUGGUGGGAGCCUCUCUGGCUCAGCUAAAUCCUUCCUUCUACGCCAAAUCAUGUCCUAAUUUAGCAAAAAUUGUGAAUGGCGUAGUCGCAAACGCGCUACGAACCGAUGCUCGAGCCGGAGCUAAACUCAUUCGCUUCCACUUCCACGACUGCUUUGUUGAUGGGUGUGAUGCGUCUGUUUUGCUUGAGAAUGCACCUGGCAUAGACAGUGAACUAGACGCCCCUGGAAAUCAAGGCAUUCAAGGUCUUAACAUCAUCGACGACAUCAAAUCUGCUGUCGAAAAGGCUUGCCCACGUACUGUUUCCUGUGCUGACAUCUUGACCAUUGCCUCUAGAGAAUCUGUCGUUCUGGCUGGUGGGCCGAGCUGGAUUGUGCCAUUGGGACGAAGAGACAGCCGAACAGCCAAUAAGGAGGGAGCCACCAACAACCUCGCCAGCCCCUUUGAAGACCUGGAUGGACUCAAAGCCAAGUUCUCUGUUUUCGGCCUCGACUCCACUGAUCUUGUUGCUCUGUCCGGAGCACAUACAUUUGGGCGUUCAAGAUGCGCGUUUUUCAGCCAUCGUUUCGCGAAUUUCAACGGCACCAACAGGCCAGAUCCGACACUAGACCCAGCUUACAGAGAGCAACUCCGGAGGGUUUGUUCUAGCUCAGAGACACGAGCCAAUUUUGACCCGACAACGCCAGACAAAUUUGACAAGAACUAUUACACCAAUCUUCAGGGGCUUCGAGGGCUUCUUCAGAGCGAUCAAGAACUGUUCUCUACUCGCGGGGCUGACACGGUGGCGAUUGUGAACCGUUUCGCGAAAAACCAAGAUGAGUUCUUUAAAAAUUUUGGUCGGUCUAUGAUCAAAAUGGGAAACAUUAGCCCUUUAACUGGAAAGAAAGGAGAAAUUAGAUUGAACUGUCGGAGGGUUAAUUCUCCACCAAGGGCCGAUGAGGGGCAUGAUGUUAUGUAAGAUUGGUGGCGUUUUAAGUGCAGAGUUUGAGAUGGAGAGGUUUUUUAAUGUUGUUUUUAAGGUUGUGUAUGUUUUGUUGUGUUGUGGUCUGAGUUUAACAUAAUGUAUGAAGUUUGAAUAAUACUUUAAUAUGUGAUAUUGGAGUAAGGGAAGUAA
This is a messenger RNA of Cucurbita pepo subsp. pepo (vegetable marrow), 1172 nucleotides long. RefSeq names its product peroxidase 2. Gene Ontology annotation, biological process: hydrogen peroxide catabolic process; response to oxidative stress. Gene Ontology annotation, molecular function: heme binding; peroxidase activity. The record is from RefSeq and is a predicted model, not a curated record. NCBI's taxonomy places the organism in Eukaryota, Viridiplantae, Streptophyta, Magnoliopsida, Cucurbitales, Cucurbitaceae.